AUGUUCAACUGCUGUUCACAUGGAACCCUGCUCCACUUCGGCCUUCAAAGCUCUCGUUUGAAUAUUUGCUACUACCACCAAGAUCUGCACCUGCGGCGGCUCCACCCGGGCCCACGCCCCAGGCUUCGAGGCGCACCGCAGCGGCCCUCCUACUCGUCGCGGCCUAGCCCCCGCGGGCAUCGCACUGCCGGCGACGGCCGGAUCAACCAACACCUUUUCUGGGCUCUGAUGAGCGUCGGCAUCGGGCGCCUUAACCCGGCGUUCGGUUCAUCCCGCAGCGCCAGUUCUGCUUACCAAAAGUGGCCCACUGAGCACUCGCAUUCCACGGCGCGGCUCCACGCCAGCGAGCCGGCCCCCUUACCCAUUGAAACGGCGCCGGGGGCCGGCGGGCCCGGCCCCCGCACCCCCGCGCGAAACGCCGCGCUGCGAGGACGCCGCCCCCCGAGGGGGGCGACGCCCCCCGCCACGGCGCCGCCGACGGGGGGGGAGGAGGGCGCGGCGGCGGUCCUCUCCCUCGGCCCCGGGAUUCGGCGAGACCUGCUGCCCGGGGGCUCUAACACCCGGCAGCCGCUCGCGCGGCGCCGGGCCACCUGCCCGCCGGAGGCCUUCCCAGCCGACCCGGAGCCGGUCGCGGCGCACCGCCGCGGAGGAAAUGCGCCCGGCCAGGGCCGGCCGCCGGCCGGGCGGCGGUCCCCGCACCGGCCCGCCCCCCCCGGCCCGCCCCCGCGGACGGAGCUGCGCCGCCGCACCGGCCGACGGGGCCGGCCGGCCGACGGACGGCUUUUCCUUCCUCCCUGCCGACCCAGCCGUCCCGCCCCUACCGCCGCCCCCGCCGGCGCCCGCGCGCCGGGGGACGAGGAGGGGCGAACCGGAGGGAGAGGCGCGGAGAACGGGAGACCCCAUCCCGUAAGCGAGAACCGAAAAGGGAGCGCGGCGGAGACGGCCCCGAAGGACGCCGGCCGGGCGGCGCGCGGCGGCCUCGGCGGGGACAGAGACGAGAGAACGACGGCGCCCUCGCGCGCCGGAGACCGCGACAGAGGGGGACCGGCGAAGGAGGAGGGGGUCACAACCCCCGUUCCCCGGCCCUCCCGCCCGACGCGCGCGCGGCAGCACGGCACGGUACCCGCCGGGUACCCACCCGCAGACAGCCGCCCGCACGGGGGGGAAGCCCGGGGGCGAGGCCCGCGCCUCGCCCCCCCUCUCGGCCCUCUCUCUCUCUCGGCCCUCGGCGGCGCGCGUUCGACGCCGUCUCUCUCUCGCUCUCUCCCCGGCCGCCGCCACCGCACUGCGGCGCGGCCCCGGCGGGGACGAGCUCCACCCCAGCGGCUCGCUCCGGGAGCGGGGAGCUACGGAGCGCUCCCCGAGUCUGCAUUUAGGGGGACGAAGGCCCUGCGCGGCCGACCGCGACCGCGACGACGCCCGCCGGGCCGCAGGGAAAGGAUCGAGGCCGCCGAGGGGAACCGCUCCCCUCGCCGCGCCCCUACCGCCUUCCCUCCGGGCACCGGCCGGCCGCCGCCGCCGCCGCCCACCGCGGGCAACGGGCCUGCGAGGCGACCCCAGCCGCGCCGCCGGGGUGGCCCCCGGACGGCGAUUGAUCGUCAAGCGACGCUCAGACAGGCGGAGACGCCGCCUCGUGUGCCGUUCUUCGGAGGCGGCCCAGGCGCCCGGGCUCGGCCCGGCCUCCGCGCGGAGGGCCAGCACGGCGCGCGACGGACCGCGGGGGGCACGGCGGCCCGCCCGACCUCGAUUGCACGGGACGACACACACGCACACGCGGCCGGGGGCACGACGGCCGUCGGCCCCCGCACGCGCCGGCUCCCCUUCGCCGCGCCGCGCCGCGGCGCGGCCGGCUCUCCCCAGCGGCCUUGCAACGCUCGAGACGGCACGCGCCGACGACCGCACCGCCGGCGCGCCCCCCGCGGGAACCGCUCCCGUCGGAAAGGCCAGCGACCGGCGGCCGCACCCCGUCGCCGGUGCCGGAGGCGGACGCCACCGAGACCCGAGCCGGCGCCGCGGGUGCCCGAGGCCGGCCGGGCGGCGGACCCGCCGCCGCCGCGGCCGCCCUGCCGGGCCCACCGCAGCCGCGUCGCGCCGUCGGGGCCCCUUCCCCCGGGCACGCGCCCGGCGGAAGGC
This is a messenger RNA of Passer domesticus (house sparrow), 2133 nucleotides long. RefSeq names its product basic salivary proline-rich protein 2-like. NCBI's taxonomy places the organism in Eukaryota, Metazoa, Chordata, Aves, Passeriformes, Passeridae. The record is from RefSeq and is a predicted model, not a curated record. The annotation marks the transcript as partial. The transcript has 5 exons.